ACUUUUGUUAUAGAGACGGCCGCCAUUAGAGUUUUGCUGUCGCGUCGCGUUGAGAAAAGUGUGAAAAACCUUCUAAAAACCGUGGUAAUAGAUAACGCUGCACAAGUUGGUUGGCUAUUAUUGGAAGGAUUCUCUCUGUAAAGCGCAUAAAAAGGAGCUGAAAAUAUGGCCUCGCCCUCUCCGGCGAACAGUCCCAUGCCACCGCCACAGGCGCCCAGUCCGAUGGCUCCGCCCUCGCAGAGCCCUGCCCCCUCACCGCACAGCCCCUACCCGCAUCAGCAGCCAGGACCUCUGCAAGGACCCCCGCCCCCGGGUCAUCCCGGUGCCUACGGACAUCCCAUGCAGCACGGACCACCGGGACAAGGUCCUCCCGGUCACCAUAUGCCACCACAUCACCAGGGGAUGAUUUUCUCAAAAGGUCCUCACAUGGGAAUGCAGAUGCCGCCGACGGGGCCGAAUAUGUCGCCAAUUGGUUACCAAACUCACGGAAUGCCUCCCAAUGCCCCAACACAACCCUGCAUAGUGUCACCUGGAGGACCGCCUGGCGGCCCGCCUCCGCCGGAGCGCUCCAGCCAGGAGAACCUGCACGCCCUGCAGCGCGCUAUUGACUCGAUGGAGGAGAAGGGUCUGCAGGAGGAUCCGCGCUACUCCCAACUGCUGGCCAUGCGGGCCACCUCCAAGCACCAGCACCUCAAUGGCAAUCAGGUUAACCUGCUGCGCACACAGAUCACUGCCUACCGAUUGCUGGCGCGGAACAAGCCCAUAUCCAUGCAGAUGCAGCAGGCGUUGCAGGCGGCCCAGCAACAGCCACCGCCGGGACCUCCGAUUGGGCCACCCGGAGCACCAGGUGGACCGCCACCGGGCAGCCAACAUGCCGGUCAGCCGCCAGUGCAGCCACAACAGCCGCAACAACCACCACCAUCGGCGGGAACACCGCCCCAGUGCUCCACGCCACCGGCUAGCAAUCCUUAUGGACCACCUGUUCCUGGCCAGAAAAUGCAGGUGGCUCCACCACCGCCACACUUGCAGCAGGGACAACCGUUGCCGCCCCAACCACCGCAGGUGGGUGCCCCGCCCAUCCAGCAGCAACAGCCGCCGCAGCAGCAGCAACAACAGCCGCAGCCACCGCCGCCGGAGCAACUGCAGCAUCAGUUGCCUAAUGGAGGCAAACCGCUGAGCAUGGGACCCGCCGGAGGACAGCCACUGAUCCCUUCGUCGCCGCAGGUGAGGGGAGCUCUGCCGGGAAUGCCGCCUGGCAGUCAGGUUCCUCAGCCAGGAGGCGGUCCACCGCGACAGGUGCCACCAGCGGGCAUGCCCAUGCCGAAACCCAACCGCAUCACAACGGUGGCCAAGCCCGUUGGUCUGGAUCCCAUCACGUUGCUGCAGGAACGGGAGAACCGGAUAGCGGCCAGGAUAUCGCUUCGCAUGCAGGAGCUCCAGCGUCUGCCGGCCACCAUGUCCGAGGAUCUGCGCCUGCAGGCAGCCAUUGAGUUGAGGGCCCUGAGGGUCCUAAACUUCCAGCGGCAGCUGCGCAUGGAGUUUGUCCAGUGCACGAGAAGGGACACCACGUUGGAGACCGCGCUGAACAUCAAGUUCUACAAGAGGACCAAGCGACAGGGCUUGCGGGAGGCACGCGCCACCGAAAAGCUGGAGAAGCAGCAGAAGCAAGAGGCUGAACGCAAGCGUCGGCAGAAGCAUCUCGAGUUCCUGGCGGCGGUGCUGCAGCACGGCAAGGAUUUGAGGGAGUUCCACAGGAAUAAUAAGGCUCAGCUUGCCAGGAUGAACAAGGCCGUGAUGAACCAUCACGCGAAUGCAGAGCGCGAACAGAAGAAGGAGCAGGAGCGCAUCGAGAAGGAACGUAUGCGCCGUCUGAUGGCCGAGGACGAGGAGGGCUACCGCAAGCUCAUCGAUCAGAAGAAGGACAAGCGGUUGGCGUUCCUGCUGUCGCAGACGGACGAGUACAUCAGCAACCUCACGCAGAUGGUGAAGCAGCACAAGGACGACCAGAUGAAGAAGAAGGAGGAGGAGGGCAAGCGGCUGCUGCAGUUCAAGAAGGAGCUCCUGAUGAGCGGCGAGUACAUUGGCAUCGACGAGGGCAGCAUCGUUGCCGAUAUGCGUGUCCAUGUGGUGGAGCAGUGCACGGGCAAGAAGCUAACCGGCGACGAUGCUCCCAUGCUGAAGCACCUGCACCGCUGGCUGAACAUGCAUCCCGGCUGGGAUUGGAUCGACGACGAGGAGGACAGCUGCGGCAGCAACGAGGACCACAAGCACAAGGUGGAGGAGCAGCCAACGGCCACGGAGGAUGUGACCGAUAAGGCGGCGACGGCGGGCGGCGAUGUCGAUCCCAAGGAUCUGAUCACCAAGGCCAAGGUGGAGGACGAUGAGUACAGGACAGAGGAGCAGACCUACUACAGCAUCGCCCACACCAUUCACGAAAAGGUGGUGGAGCAGGCCAGCAUUAUGGUCAAUGGCACGCUCAAGGAGUACCAGAUCAAGGGCUUGGAGUGGUUGGUGUCGCUGUACAACAACAAUCUGAACGGCAUCCUGGCCGAUGAAAUGGGUUUGGGUAAAACCAUUCAGACCAUUUCGCUGGUUACCUACCUGAUGGACCGCAAAAAGGUGAUGGGGCCCUACUUGAUCAUCGUCCCACUCUCGACCCUGCCCAAUUGGGUGCUGGAGUUCGAGAAGUGGGCGCCGGCAGUGGGCGUGGUCAGCUACAAGGGAAGUCCGCAGGGAAGGCGACUGCUGCAGAAUCAGAUGCGGGCAACCAAGUUUAAUGUGCUGCUCACCACCUAUGAGUACGUCAUUAAGGACAAGGCGGUGCUGGCCAAGAUCCAGUGGAAGUACAUGAUCAUCGACGAGGGUCACCGCAUGAAGAACCACCACUGUAAGCUCACCCAGGUGCUGAACACCCACUACAUUGCUCCCUAUCGAUUGCUGCUCACGGGCACUCCACUACAAAACAAACUUCCCGAGCUGUGGGCCCUUCUCAACUUCCUGCUGCCCUCGAUCUUCAAGUCCUGCUCCACGUUCGAGCAGUGGUUCAAUGCACCAUUCGCUACGACCGGCGAGAAGGUCGAGCUGAACGAGGAGGAGACCAUCCUCAUCAUUCGCCGCCUGCACAAGGUGCUGCGUCCCUUCCUGCUGCGCCGUCUCAAAAAGGAGGUGGAGCACCAGCUGCCCGACAAGGUCGAGUACAUCAUCAAGUGCGACAUGUCCGCCCUGCAGCGGGUUCUCUACAAGCACAUGCAGAGCAAGGGCGUCCUGCUCACCGACGGCUCCGAGAAGGGCAAGCACGGCAAGGGUGGCGCCAAGGCGCUGAUGAACACGAUCGUCCAGCUGCGCAAGCUCUGCAACCAUCCUUUCAUGUUCCAGCACAUCGAGGAGAAGUACUGCGACCACACCGGAGGACAUGGCGUGGUGUCCGGUCCGGAUUUGUAUCGCGUAUCCGGCAAAUUCGAGCUGCUCGACCGCAUUCUGCCCAAGCUGAAGGCCACAGACCAUCGCGUGCUGCUCUUCUGUCAGAUGACCCAGUGCAUGACCAUUAUCGAAGACUACUUGGGAUGGCGCCAGUUUGGAUACCUUCGACUGGACGGCACCACCAAAGCCGAGGAUCGUGGCGAACUGCUGCGCAAAUUCAACGCCAAGGGUUCGGAUGUGUUUGUCUUUCUGCUAUCCACUCGAGCCGGUGGCUUGGGUCUCAAUCUGCAGACCGCCGACACUGUGGUGAUCUUCGACUCCGAUUGGAAUCCUCACCAGGAUCUGCAGGCCCAGGAUCGUGCUCAUCGUAUUGGCCAGCGUAACGAGGUGCGCGUGCUCCGUCUGAUGACAGUUAACUCCGUGGAGGAGCGAAUUCUGGCUGCCGCUAGAUACAAGUUGAACAUGGACGAGAAGGUCAUCCAGGCCGGUAUGUUCGAUCAAAAAUCAACGGGCAGCGAACGCCAGCAGUUCCUCCAAACGAUCCUGCAUCAGGAUGACAACGAGGAGGAGGAGGAAAAUGAGGUGCCCGAUGACGAGAUGAUCAACAUGAUGAUUGCUCGCAGCGAAGAGGAGAUAGAGAUCUUUAAGCGCAUGGAUGCAGAACGCAAGAAGGAGGACGAGGAGAUCCAUCCGGGCAGGGAGCGCCUGAUCGAUGAGUCCGAAUUGCCCGACUGGUUGACGAAGGACGACGACGAGGUUGAGCGUUUCCACUAUCAGUACGAUGAGGAUACCAUUCUCGGUCGAGGUUCCCGUCAGCGCAAGGAGGUCGACUACACGGACAGUUUGACUGAGAAGGAGUGGCUGAAAGCCAUUGACGAUGGCGCUGAGUUUGACGAGGAAGAGGAGGAGGACGACUCCAAGCGCAAACGACGCAAGCGUAAGAACCGAAAAGAAGAGUCCGACGACGAUUCGUUGAUAUUGAAGCGGCGACGACGCCAGAACAUAGACAAGCGUUCCAAGAAGCAGAUGAAUAAGAUAAUGAGUGCGGUGAUCAAGCAUAACCAGGAUGGUCGCACCCUGUCCGAGCCAUUCAUGAAGUUGCCGUCUCGCCAGCGGUUGCCCGACUACUAUGAGAUCAUCAAACGGCCGGUGGACAUUAAGAAAAUUCUGCAGCGCAUCGAGGACUGCAAGUACGCCGAUCUCAACGAGCUGGAGAAGGAUUUCAUGCAGCUGUGCCAAAAUGCGCAGAUCUAUAACGAAGAGGCCUCGCUGAUUUACCUGGAUUCGAUGGCCUUGCAAAAGGUGUUUGUUGCCGCCAGGCAGAGAAUAACAGCUGCAGCGGACGCAGUUGCAGUGGCAGCCGGAGAAAAUACGGGUGAAGGGCACGGAAACGGCGGUGGUUCGGAUAACUCGGAAAACGAGGACGAAGAUGGAGGCGAUGAUGGUUCCGAUGACGAGGAGAUUGCCACAACAUCCGCGGCUGCUGUCAAAAUGAAGCUCAAACUGAACAAAUCUUUGGCCAGUGCUCCGGCGACGCCCACGCAAUCAUCGAAUGUGGGCAGUGGUGCAGCCACCACGUCCAAAAAGCAAACGCGACGCAAGCGGUCACAGAAGAAAUACACCAUUUCCGAUGACGACGACGAUGAUAUGGACUAGCUACCGCUGGGCGUGAUCUUCAAGCGCCGAUCAUCGGAUGUCGAAGGCAUGGGCAAUUGAUCAUUAGUUAGACUAAGCUUAACCCCUUUCGAGAGAGAUGCUUACCGAAACCCUGACUCAAGGGUUCCCUUAACCAUCUGGCCUCCCUGUCCAGGCUAUCACUUCUAUCCUCUACCCAUCGGUUUUAAUUUUAGGUUUCUUUUAAGCUUCCUUUCCUAAUUAUUAUGCUCACAAAAUUUAUUUCUCCCAUCUUUAUUGAUUGUAUAAUUAUGUGCUUUAAAAUAAAUGCAUACCUAACAUAA
This is a messenger RNA of Drosophila ficusphila, 5378 nucleotides long. It is a transcript of the gene brm, whose product is annotated as ATP-dependent helicase brm. Gene Ontology annotation, biological process: positive regulation of transcription by RNA polymerase II. Gene Ontology annotation, molecular function: histone binding; ATP binding; transcription factor binding. The record is from RefSeq and is a predicted model, not a curated record. Gene Ontology annotation, cellular component: nucleus. NCBI's taxonomy places the organism in Eukaryota, Metazoa, Arthropoda, Insecta, Diptera, Drosophilidae.